AUGUCUCUGAAUCUGGAGAAACAACUUGUCUUUUAUGGAGCAUACCACCAUAACAAAGUUAACGUGGGGAUACAUAUGCUUUGCGUACCUCCCAUCCUCUUGACAUCUUUUCUCCUUCUCACCAACACACCGGCCGUGCCGCUGCCAUCAUGGCUUUCCGUUCCCAAUCUCCCGCUCAACAUCGGCACCGCCGGAGCUGUACUCUACUCGACCCUAUAUGUCCUCAUGGAGCCUGUCGCAGGAGCCAUGAUUGCCCCGAUCCUUAUCGGUAGCACCGCGUAUGCGAAUCACCUCACGUCUACGUACGGCGCGUCAGUCAACUCUUGGGCUGGCGCAAUCAACAUUGCAUGCUGGAUUGCGCAGUUUGUCGGACAUGGAAAGUUUGAGGGAAGGGCGCCAGCAUUGCUAGACAACCUCAUUCAAGCCAUCUUCCUGGCUCCGUUCUUUGUCUGGUUCGAGGUUCUCUUCAUGCUCGGCUACCGUCCAGAGCUCAAACGUCGUAUAGAUCAGGCUGUUGAGCAAGAGAUCCAGAAGUUUCAGAAGAGCAAGGAAAAGGGUCAGAAUGGCUCGGCAAAAUAA
Messenger RNA from Bipolaris zeicola 26-R-13, 579 nucleotides. RefSeq lists its product as uncharacterized. Gene Ontology annotation, cellular component: endoplasmic reticulum. The record is from RefSeq and is a predicted model, not a curated record. The transcript is spliced from 4 exons. Lineage: Eukaryota; Fungi; Ascomycota; Dothideomycetes; Pleosporales; Pleosporaceae. Gene Ontology annotation, biological process: sphingoid catabolic process. Bases 1 to 579 code for a protein of 192 amino acids.